AAAAUUGAACAAAAAGACCUCACAUGACGACAUCUCCUCACAUGAUCCAAAAGAAGAUGUUCCACUUCGUAUUCUAAGGGAACGUAGAAAAUCGAAAAAAACCUCCGCAAAUACUAUUAGAACAUCUGCUUCUGCUGAUUCCGCCGCAACAGUUAACAAAUACAAAAUUCAAACGUUAACUGAAUAUCAGCAAAUGACAAAUCACUUCGAACAACAAAUAAAAACAUAUAAUAAGAUCAAAAGAUCUUUGAACUUAUAUAUCAUGAAGUCUAACGAAAUUAGAACGGAAAUGAAUUAUUCCGAUUCUUCGAAUUUUUUGGAAAAUAAUUUGGAAAAAGUUAAGAAAUUAUUUGGGGAUGAUUCGAAAUGUCAAGAAGAAAUUAAAACAUUUUAUGAAUUACAAAUUGAUCUUAAGGCGGUGGUAGAAGGGUGUAACAAGGCAGUGAAAGAUGGGAUAUAUGAAUAA
Dentiscutata erythropus is the source of this 466-nucleotide messenger RNA. NCBI's taxonomy places the organism in Eukaryota, Fungi, Glomeromycota, Glomeromycetes, Diversisporales, Gigasporaceae. The record is from the annotation of a GenBank genome assembly.